UCAUGCUGCUGCCAGGUCCAGAGUCUGUCAUGGGUCCCUGUACGGCCUCCCAUUGCUGCUGUCUCCAUCGCCACACUCUGCCAUGUGCCACUUUCAGGUCUCCUCACACACUGCUGGUGUGUAGAAUUUUUUGACAUAGGGUGCUGGCAGAUUACGGGCCUCCCAUAGCUGCUGCCAGGCCCCUAAUCUGCCAUGGGCCCCUAUAUACCGCCUCCUCAUGCUGCUGCCAGGUCCAGAGUCUGUCAUGGGUCCCUGUACGGCCUCCCAUUGCUGCUGUCUCCAUCGCCACACUCUGCCAUGUGCCACUUUCAGGUCUCCUCACACUGCUGGUGUGUAGAAUUUUUUGAC
This is a messenger RNA of Staurois parvus, 348 nucleotides long. The record is from the annotation of a GenBank genome assembly. Lineage: Eukaryota; Metazoa; Chordata; Amphibia; Anura; Ranidae.